CUUAAAAAUGACUUCUUGUGGUGUGGGUGUGGCAGUUGUGGCAGGUCAAGGUUUUGUGGGCAUGAACCUAACAAUCGUAAACACGGCCGGGCCGCACAAAUUUCAGGCAGUGGCGUUACGGAACAGUGCCGAUCAGUCGACAUUUUAUAGCUGUAGCAUCGAAGGGUAUCAAGACACAUUAUACAUACAUACUCACCGGCAGUUUUACAGAGACUGUGACAUUUACGGAACCAUUGAUUACAUCUUUGGUAACGGUUCUGCUGUACUGCAGAAUUGCAAUAUCUACGUCAGAAAGCCACUCACCGGCCAUUCCACCAUCAUCACAGCCCAUGGCCGAACCGAUCCCAACCAGAACACUGGCUUUUCCAUACAUAAUUGCAACGUUUUGCCCACUCCCGACUUGGCCGCCUCUAACGCUAGAGCCCGAAGAGGCAGAAAAACCAAGACUUUUCUGGGGAGGCCGUGGAGAGAUUACUGCCGAGUGAUCUUUAUGCAAUCCUACAUGGACGAGUUCGUCGACUCAGUUGGCUGGCACAGAUGGGACAGGAGUAAUUUUGGUUUACGUGAUUCGUAUAUGGCCGAGUUCGAUAACUGGGGUGCUGGAUCGCAUACUACAAAGCGAGCCAAGUGGUUAGCUGUCCACCUCAUCAACGCCACGGAGGCUCAGCAUUUUACUGUGUCAAGUUUCAUAAAUGGUGAUUUAUGGUUGCCGAAGACGGGAGUACCUUAUACAGGAGGAUUAGUUUAGCUCAUUAAUAAGUUUAUAUACUUUUUUUUUUCUUUUAUGUAUUUUUUAUUGGGUGGAAUUACAAGGUGCAACUUUAUUUCUAUUUUAUUUUUUAGAUUAGGAAUCAUUGAGAGUUGUGGUUGAAUUUAAAAUUUUAUCUCAAUUAUUAUAAUUUAAUAAAUAAUAUUAGUUCUUGUACUGGUGUUAGACAUGUUAUGAUGAAACU
Messenger RNA from Humulus lupulus (European hop), 953 nucleotides. RefSeq names its product probable pectinesterase/pectinesterase inhibitor 20. Gene Ontology annotation, molecular function: pectinesterase activity; pectinesterase inhibitor activity. The transcript has a single exon. The coding region runs from base 8 to 748 and encodes 246 amino acids. Lineage: Eukaryota; Viridiplantae; Streptophyta; Magnoliopsida; Rosales; Cannabaceae. The record is from RefSeq and is a predicted model, not a curated record. Gene Ontology annotation, biological process: cell wall modification.